CAACCCAAGUUAACCAUUUUUAAGUCUGAGAACAUCACACUGUAAACAAUGGAUGAUGCUGAGAAGGCCGAGCAUGAACGCAUCUUCAAGUGUUUUGACGCCAACGGCGACGGCAAGAUAUCCUCCGCAGAGCUUGGUGAAGCUCUGAAGACCAUCGGCUCCGUCACGGGGGACGAAAUUAAAAAGAUGAUGGCGGAGAUUGACACUGAUGGGGAUGGCUACAUUUCCUACCAGGAAUUUACUGACUUCGCCCGUGCCAACCGUGGCUUAAUGAAAGAUGUCGCCAAGAUUUUCUAAAAUCUGUGUGUUUCUUUGCAGGCAUUCACAUUAUUUUUUUCUCCAUUUUGCAUAAAUUAUUUAUGAUCUUCUCUUAAUUCGUUUCUUUCUUUUUCAUGAUCAUAAGAAACUGGGUUUUCUUCCAUCCCCGUACCCCAAAUUGUAUCUGUUCAAAAGAAAGAACAAGAAAAAAAGAAAAAAAGAAAAAAAACUGGGUUUUCUUAGAUUAUUGUUGUUGGUUGUUAAACUGUUACCUUUUGUGUCUUUUAAUUUGGUUCAAUUAAAUGCUUGUAGUUGUUGAACUGCAUACAUCAAAAUAACUGUUGCUAAGCAGU
Messenger RNA from Rubroshorea leprosula, 611 nucleotides. Lineage: Eukaryota; Viridiplantae; Streptophyta; Magnoliopsida; Malvales; Dipterocarpaceae. The record is from the annotation of a GenBank genome assembly.